GGGACGGUACGGCGACGUGACGCUGAGCAGUUGUAAUGUACUAGAUAUUACGGACGACAUCACACAGAGCCGUCCCGCUCGGCGCGACGCGACGCGACGAUCUAGUACAUUGUGUCACGUCGCCGUCCCGUCCCGCCACGCCGCGCCCGCUGUGUGCAGAGACCAUUAAUCUUUAGAAACGUACAACAACAUUAUUCGUCAUACAGGAAUGUAAAAAGGUUUACAUGACAACAAAGAAAAGUCUUAGAAUGACCCAUUGGGUACUUUAUGGAAUGACCAGAGAGCUGUGACUGGCAGUGACUAGAAUUUGAUAGUGUCAAAAACACAAAGUUGAAUAAUUUCAAAUUAUCGACGAAUCGCUUACCAUUAACCAAAAAUUGAAUAUCUACAAUUGAUAAUGGCCAGCUUAAUAAUGACUAGUGAAAAUACAUAUACAAACACAGAAACUGAUUAUACACAUCCAAGCUCAGAACUUGAAACUAUACAUGUAAACACGGAAGUUGAGAAUACUCAUCCAAACACAGAAUCUGAAAAUACCGAAAAGACUGACAGCCCUCGUGAAACACAUAACCUUCAUAAAACUGAAACGGUCGCAGGGAAUAAAUCCCAUGCUUCAUCUUCAACAGACAAAAAAUCCGAAUUUUCCAAACCCAGCUUCCAAUUUCUGCGCACACAAAUUGAUACUGACAGUGAUAAUAUUAAAGCAGAAUACGAUAGAGAUUAUAAAGAUGUUUCAGGUGUGAACAUAAGAGAUUGUGGAGAACCUUUGAGACCACAGGUUUUGCGAAUCGAUUUCAAUCCAGGAGUUGAUGAUGAUGAUUUCAUGCAGAAAAAAUGUGUUGACUUCUGGAAGUUCAUCAAUGAUCACCCAGAGUUGAGUUCGUUGAAAGUAAAGGCUAACAAGGAAAGUGUCACGAAGGAAUCCUCAACCAAUAUGACAUCUUCUGAGACCGCCUCCUCUACGGCCUCGUCCGGAUCGAGUGGAGGAUACGGGUUGACACCAAUCACUAUGAUGUCUCUUGAUUGGCUGAAGAACGGAGAGCUGAUGAACCACGCAUUGGCUACGAAGGCAGUCAUAAAACCAUGCGAGCUUGUAACAAAAUACGAUGAGUAUAGCCAAAAUAAACCGGACGAUUGGCCUCCAGGAAAAAAACCAGUUGCAAGAGUGCAUCGGGUCCCAAAUUUGGUUCCCCGGUCCAGUUCCAAGAGUCGAGCACAUUCAUCCAACAAGAUAAAUCAGGAUAAAAGCCUAAAACUCAUGCUGGCUGAGAUGAAGAGAUGGGAUUCACAACAUCCGAAAUCCAUGAAGCCCCCAAAUAAUCCUCCCGGAUUUGCUCUAGAGAAACCUGAGCGCAUUCUACUGCCGUACAUAGCACCUAAUGAAGAUAAAUAUUGUGAAAAGUGCAUUAAUUAGUGUCUGUUUGCGAUUAGUGGAAGAAUAGAAGUUAUUUUAAGUUUGAGUCUAUUGAAGAUAUUCUAUUGAAUUCAGUUCUACAUCACAAGAUGGAGUUUGAUUCGUUAGUUCUUACGGACUUAUCCGUUUAGCUUAUUUUUUGUUCUUGGUCAUGUUUACUGCAGUUGAAAGGUUAAAAACACUUAAGUUUAAGUUACGUUAAGUUGUUGUUAUGUUACUAAGCUGAAAUUCGUAUAAUAUAAGUUUGGUUUAAUUCAA
Messenger RNA from Helicoverpa armigera (cotton bollworm), 1672 nucleotides. RefSeq lists its product as uncharacterized. Bases 398 to 1414 code for a protein of 338 amino acids. The record is from RefSeq and is a predicted model, not a curated record. NCBI's taxonomy places the organism in Eukaryota, Metazoa, Arthropoda, Insecta, Lepidoptera, Noctuidae. The transcript is spliced from 5 exons.